Molecule: messenger RNA, 3897 nt
Organism: Rhincodon typus (whale shark)
Lineage: Eukaryota; Metazoa; Chordata; Chondrichthyes; Orectolobiformes; Rhincodontidae
Gene: intu
Product: inturned planar cell polarity protein
Exons: 16
Coding region: 653-3520 (955 amino acids)
Biological process (GO): cilium assembly; establishment of planar polarity; vesicle-mediated transport
Cellular component (GO): cytoplasm; cilium
Molecular function (GO): protein binding
Source: RefSeq, a predicted model, not a curated record
AUUAUGUUGUUGGUUUAUCUUUUUAGUAGCUGGCUUUCAACAAAGAGGGAACAUUAAUUCUGACCAUUCCAUAAGCAUUUAGUUUUGUUGAAUGCCAAUGAGGCAGAAACAUAGCGCGUGAAAUCCUGGUCGGGCAUUAAGACCCUCGGGGAUGUGGUUGGACGAGUGGGAUUUGCUUGCGGUUCCCACCUGCUCCUUUGCAGUUGGAAAGUGAAGGCGUUUAUUUCUCCCACGUUUCGCGAGCUUUCAAGAGCUGUAUUUGCGAGGAUUAGUGCUUUCUCGGGGCUAAAUCUUCAAAGAACUGGGAGAGCUGUGUCCCUGGGUGAUUGGCAGUUGAACUUUUACCUCAAUCAGGCGAGAGGAAGCUUUUAUUCGCUUGAGUAAGUGAGACUAAGAAAAACGCUCGUUGACAGGUUCCCGAGGAUAAGAUUAUCGCCUCUGAAUCUUUAGAAGACAUGCGGGGCAGCUCGGCUGGAACGAGCUAUAGAUGCAAACUCGGCAAGUUGUAAAUCUAGAAUUUGAAAAUCAGGCAUUCUCUUCCGCUCUUUGCAAAAUAGUACAAUCCAACCCAAUAAUGGGAGCUGCAUACUGUUAAAGUGAUAUUUCCUGGUGGAAUCCAUACCUUCAACUGAAAAAUGAUCUGAAGCGAAUAAUGUUCAAUGUUGGUGAGAGAUACGGUAUCACAAGACCUGCGAGAAAUCUGGAUGAGUUGGAUUCGGUUCAGAGUAUCAUUUUUCACAGUGAUCUUGAACCAGAGUGGCUGCAUGAUGUGCAGACGAACGGUGAGCUAUUCUACCUGGAGCUGAGUGAAGGAGAGGAAGACGUGCUGAUCCAAGCUAAUUCGACUUCGGCACAUCUGAUCAAUCGUGUCAGAUUUAGUGAGAAUGAGGCAGAAGUAAUUUCAGACCACACACCAAGGGAGUCUUGCAAACAUGAACACAAACUUAAAAAGCUUGCUAAUGUUUUAAGGAAGAAAAAGGUAAUGCGUACACAUUCUUGCUGCAGAGCCAAUGAACGGAGAAGUAGUCACACACCAGUACCUGCUUCAAUACUAAAGCAUCAGACAAAUCCCAAAGUUGGUGUUUCAGUGCAGUUUACUUAUAAAGAUGUGUAUGUUUAUGUUAAUCCAAACAAAAUAAGUGACAAAUCGCUGAACAAAGGGACAAAGCUUCUGGAGGCCUUUGUAGGGAUUAUUCACCAGCCUUCAAGGAGAAAGCCAGUGGCAGGAAAGCAGUCUGACAGAUUAACAGACACAAAAGUAACAACAGAAGAACGACUUGUUGUACACAGUUUGGCCCAUGGCAGUGCUGCUAUGAAAAGUGGUCAAAUAUUAAUUGGUGAUGUUCUAAUUGCUGUGAAUGAUGUGGAAGUAACCACUGAGAACAUUGAGCGGGUUUUAUCAUGUAUUCCAGGUCCAAUGCAGGUGAAAUUGACUGUUGAAACCUUGCACCCUGACCCCGUAGGAACUGGUCUGUCUUUCACACCUCUUAAUAAACCGAUUCCCACUAAUAACAAUCUAGUGAAACUCUUGUGGGGUGAAGACACCACUGAUUUCCAAAUGGAAAUUGACAACAUUCCUCAUGUUGCUAUGUAUCUAACUUUAAAGCUGGAAUCAGAAAAUUCAAAGGAAAAGCAAGAAAUACUUUACCAGUAUCCAUUGACUAAUGUAUCCCAAAAGUUGAUUAAUGUUCGGGGAAUAUUUCUCACGCUCUGCGACAUGCUGGAGAAUAUAACUGGGGCACAAAUUAUAAGUUCGUCAUUCCUGCUGAAUGGAAAACUUAUUAACGUAUGUUAUUGGAAGGAAGGUAGCAAUUUGUUGCUGAUAGGACUACCAGCUGAAAGGGUACCUCUUCCACAGCUCAGGAACAUGAUCAAGAAUGUUGUGAGAAUCUUGCAGUUUAUGUACAACUCAUUAGACAGUGCCUUUUGCAAGCUGGAGAAUGUUCCCCAGUUAGACCACUUUUUCAAUCUGUACUUCCAACGAGCCAUUCAGCCAGCUAAGUUAAACUGCAACGCAAGUCCCAGUUCCCAGUGUUACAGUAUUUCAAGCACAUUAUUUUUAGACAGUCUGCCUGGAGUUCGGUGGCUUACGUUACCCCAGGGUAUCAAAGUGGACAUUGAUACAGCAUUGAGUGAUCUCGAAUCAGCAGACUUUGGAGAAUUGUCUGAGGAUUAUUUUGGCAUUCGACGACUCUAUGUGAUACUGGGUUCUUGUCUGUUCUUCAAGGGUUACUUGAUUGGCAGUCAUUUGCCCAAAGAUGACCUCCUUGACAUUGCACUUUACUGCCAGCAUUAUUGCUUACUACCCCUAGCAGCAGAGCAAAGGAUUGGUCAGCUGAUCAUUUGGCGUGAGACAUUCCCGUAUAGAUACUUUCCGUCACGUCACAAACUGAUCAUUGAGGACUAUCAAGAACCAAAAGGAAGACACUUUUUGCUAAUUGUUGGUUUGAGACACUUGAUGUUGUGUGUGUUGCUGGAAGCAGGAGGAUGUGCAUCCAAAGUAAAUGGAAAUCCAGGACCCGACAGUGUUUAUGUUGAUCAAGUUAAAACAACUUUACUUCAGCUUGAAGGACUAGAAGCCAGAAUACAAGAAAGGCUGGAUUGUCCCUCCAUUGCAUGUUUGUCAUGUGCUGAUUGGUUCCUUCCUUCUUCUCGUGACAAGUUUGAAAGUAUCAGCAUUUCUCCUAUCAUUAGCAAGUUUCAAGGUGCAACUAAAUCAAUUCAAUCACCAACAAAUCGAAGGGCACUGUUUGGAGACUCCAGCCAAAGGAUGCAGAAAUCCAGUCCUCCACGGAACAAUGGUGUCUCUGAUAUUGCUAGUGAAAGGCAUGGAGAUGGUGGUUCCUUCAUUAUGAACUUUAGUCCAUAUUCUAUAUCUGACACAGUCAAGAGGCUUCCUCGAAGAGAAUCCCAAGGUUCUGGUGGAUCUGAUGGUAGUGGAAGUAUAUUUAAGAGCAAGAAGAAACAAAACUUUCCCAAUCCAUUUUAUCUGGGAAGCAUGAAAAAAAGCCUUUCUGAGUCAGAGACCGAGGAAACAUACAGCAUAACAAAAUUGACAUCAGGCACAGAAAACACUCUAUUUUAUUAUAUUUCAAUAGAAACAACACAAGGGAUAUUCAUAGCACCAACACAUACAGAAGUUUCACAGCUCAAUGGUUCCGUUCACUCACAACUAAUCAAAAACUUCCAUCGUUGUUGCUUAUCGAUACGGUCAGUCUUCCAACAAACCUUGGACAAAUGGGAAAGGAAAUGCUCAGAUAUUGCCGACAGUUCAAGUGAAAUGAAUGUCAGAAAAAAUAACACAGGACUUGGUACAGUAAAAGAACAUGGUGUUUUAUUCCAGUGCAGUCCUGAAAACUGGACUGAUCAAAAGAAACCACCACCAGUCAUGUCCUACUGGGUUGUUGGAAGACUCUUAUUAGAUCCUCAUCCUCAAGAGUUUUAUGUGUGUUUCCAUGAUUCUGUGAUGGAGAUUGCUGUGGAGCUUGCUUUCAAACUGUCUUUUGGAUUGAUUACAUAAUGCAAAUGAUGGUCUACAUGCAGUUUAGUUCAUUGACACAUUCCAAAAUGUACAGGAAAGUAGGCUUAUGAAAAUCACAUGAUCCAUAAAUUUUGUUAAUGAAACAAGUACUCUAUAUUUAUACAAUCUGAGAGUGCUAACUGACUUAUCAUGGCUUGUCAUUGCUCUGAAUAUAAUUAUAAUCUAAAUGGAAGGAUAUAGAUUUAUAAUGUGUUUUUUUUUACUGGAUUUUGCUUGUUCUGACUGUAUAUGUAUAUGUGAAAUUUGUUUUUCAACUUUUAGUUGAAAUGUGCCUUUGAUAAUUAUUGCAAAAAUUCUCUUUAUGCAAAAUAGUCUAUGUUAUUUAUAAAUGACCAAUUAAAAUGUUAAUUUUAUUG